CUCGAGUGUUCGACUGUCGGGAGCAGCUAGUCAGUGCGUCGUCAGCCUCCGCGUUGUCGCGUCCGAUUUUCACCCCUCUCCACUCUCUCUCUAGUCUUCUUCUUGUUUCCUAGCCUUGCCAAUUCAUUUGGGGGAUUUCCGGAGCGCACGGAUGUUGCGUCCGAGUCGGUCGAACCUCUCGCCAAGUGAAAACGAGUCGUUUCUACCGCGGCAUUCGAUUAACGAUUCGCUCCGUUCGUUAAUUCCACGGCGUACACCGCCGCGGCCAGUGACAGUUAACCAAUUCUUUCAGAGGGAAAGGACAAGGACUGAUUAGCUACCGCGAAAGGAGGGUGUUUGUGCGCGCCCGUUGAUUCAUAUUGAAUCAAUGCCGAAUUAAUAUCGCGCGACGCGCCGUUUUUAGCGUUACUUUCUUUUUUCUUUUCUUUUCCUUUUUUUUCGUAUCGUCGGAGGGCCAGUUGGUUAUGAGUCAGUGACGAUGAGUUUCUUCGUGCGGAGCUGCUGAUUUUACUGGCGGUGCACGAGAACCCCGUUCUGUAGAUACAGAGAUAUCUCCGGUGAAACAUAAGAAGUCGUGCCUUGACGUCAUGUGCCACUCAAACCGCCAGCAUUAUUGUCACAAUCGCCAGCCCGAUCGUCCGGAAACAGAGAAUCCUUGAGCGUUUAGCGAGGCGCGCGCGCGCGCGCGCGUUCCCCGGCAAAAGUGAUCACGGAAAAGCGGGAUCCCCGUUCUGUGACAAUGAAGAGGACCGUGGCGACAGCACCGAAUUAUGAAAAAGCGAGCCGAGCAAGACCGAUGGUAUAGCAGGGAUGAAAAUCUAUCGAGGAACACAUGUACCAGACCAGCCUCGCACGAGACAGGAGCGUCUCGUCUGGGCUCGGAGAUCGAAAGUAAUUUUAAAUAUUAGAAACGACACUCAAAGGGAAAAUGGAGCACAAGCAGACGAUCAUGCUCGCACCUGCGCUGAGCAACAGCAGCUGCUGGCGGAGGGACACGUCCGAGGCCGCUUGGACCGCGCCGGGAUUAGGGGAAUUGCUGCGAGCCACGUUAAUACUUUCGCUGAGCCUCGGCAUCCUUUGCGCAAACCUGCUGGUGAUCUGCGUCAUUAACAGCAGACGAUACAGCAAAUAUAUUCAUGCACAGCCGAGAUAUUUGCUGACAAGUCUGGCAAGCAAUGACUUGGCGAUUGGACUCCUGGUUACUCCUUUCGGUUUCCUGCCAGCUGUUUACGGAUGCUGGCCCUACGGUGAAGUUGUCUGCCAAAUUCAGGCACUCCUUCGAGGAGCCUUGACUCAACAAAGUGCCGUUAUUCUCGUCUGCAUGGCAAUUGAUCGUUACGUUUGUAUGCUGCAUCCUCACCAUUAUCAUAAGCACGCAUCUAAAAAGUAUUACAUGCGGCAGGGUUGCGUGGCCGUGAUGUCAACUACGUGGAUAGCGAGCGUGGCGAUUUUCGGUGCACUCGUGCUUCCAAGAGGUGGUUAUUACUUCAACGGUUCCGGUCUACUCGCCUGCGACCCAUUCUUCGCCAGAGCAUCCCUUAGGAUCCUGGCGUGCUGCUGUUUUUACUUUCCUACGACGAUGGUGUUGAUGUACUGCUACGGUUCAGCCUUCCAUGUUAACAAACUGCGCCUCAAAAGGGUGGUUUGCAUUAAUACCCCGGAAGUCGUUAGGGGAGGCCACAUGGAGAGGCUUGUAGAUCACGAAAGGCGACUGUCAACUUCUGCCUCAAGGACAAUGGCUGCGAUGAGUUUAGGAUUCAUUGUUAUGGUCACACCAUGGACGAUUCAGGAAGUUGUCGCAGCGUGCACCGGAAGCAAACCACCGCCAUUCCUCGACUUUCUCGCCACGUGGCUCGCUCUAUCCAACAGCUUUUGGAAUCCAUUUCUAUACUGGCUGUUCAACAAUCAUUUUCGCCGGAUUUCUAGAGAAAUCCUUUACACUAAAAUAUUAUGUAGACCAAAGCCAUUGGGAUCGAAACAACACUGUUGCGCAACCAGCACUGGCGGUCUUGACGUUUGCAGCAUGGCCGGUGUUGAUUUAUCAGGUUUAGAACGCUGUUCAAUGGAUCGGUGUUCAAUGGCUCGGUGUUCCUCUUCAUCAUUAACUAAUACGCUACCGCUCCCAUGGGAAACUGGACACAUAGCACAUAGCGAUGCCACGCCUACGUGAGGUCGGAAUGCUGCCACGCAGACAGAGGAUUUAAGAUCCCCGACGCAAGUUAGUUAGUAUAGCGUGGCGGCAGAGUGGCACCCAACGGUUCGUGACGUUCACCAAGUACAAUGGUCAUCCGAAAAUUUUCGAAACAAUUCAUCUUCCUUGCUGCGCGUGUACCGGCCGCGGUUCGUCGCGGCGGAAGUUGAAGAAACGGCACAAAUUCAACGCGAUCAUCGACUUCGCUCAGAGUGUGCUCAUGUGAAGAGCAUGCCCGAUCUGAUUCUAGACCUUGAACAUAAUUAAUAUAUAAUCUCAGGUACUUACAUCGUAUUAAAUAUAAGGGAGUUGGGUACGUCAGAGAGAGAGAGAGAGAGAGAGAGAGAGCUUCGCCGAAUCAAAGCGAGUUCGUCGGUGACCCUUACUACUACCUAUAAAAGUGAUUACAAUUUUAUAUUAUAGGGUAUCUCGUCGUUCGAUCGAACACGAUGAAGCAACCCGUUCCUCCGGAUCGGUGGAACCGCGGUUUUUCUCGUCGUAUCGAAUCGGAGUCAAAGUAACUGCCUUCGGCACUAAAUACCAAAUGAAUAAAUAAACCGUAGCUAAA
This is a messenger RNA of Megalopta genalis, 2759 nucleotides long. RefSeq names its product trace amine-associated receptor 8c. Gene Ontology annotation, molecular function: corazonin receptor activity. Gene Ontology annotation, biological process: neuropeptide signaling pathway. Gene Ontology annotation, cellular component: plasma membrane. NCBI's taxonomy places the organism in Eukaryota, Metazoa, Arthropoda, Insecta, Hymenoptera, Halictidae. The record is from RefSeq and is a predicted model, not a curated record.